Molecule: messenger RNA, 1002 nt
Organism: Fomitiporia mediterranea MF3/22
Lineage: Eukaryota; Fungi; Basidiomycota; Agaricomycetes; Hymenochaetales; Hymenochaetaceae
Exons: 3
Coding region: 1-1002 (333 amino acids)
Biological process (GO): tRNA N1-guanine methylation
Cellular component (GO): nucleus
Molecular function (GO): tRNA binding
Source: RefSeq, a predicted model, not a curated record
AUGACCAAGGACAACACCUCUACCACCAUAACACAACCACUCUCCAAAAACGCCCAAAAACGCGCCGCAAAAGCCGCGUACUUACAAGAAAAGAAGCUCGAGAGACGAAAACGAGAGAAGGCCGUGAAGAAGGAGAAGAAACGCGCUCAGAGGGAACGCGCCGCUGCUACUCGAACAGGCGACGAGGAUGCUGAGGAUGUGGACCAUAUUAAUGAACCGGCGAGGAAGAAAGUCAAGCCAAGUGGGCCUGUUCGAACGUUCAAAGCGCGCGUAGUUAUAGACCUUGGGUUUGAUAGUUAUAUGACGGACAGGGAAGUAGCCUCUAUGAACUCCCAACUUGCCUUUUGCUACUCCGCAAAUCGACAUGCCACAUGCCCCUUCGAAACACUAUUAUUCACUUCUCUCAGUGGACGACUCCGUACUCGACUCGAAGAGCAGAACAAUGCAGGGUAUAAACGAUGGACGAGUUGCGAGUGGUGGGAUGAAGGAUAUGAACGCCUAUGGAGAGAUGAAUCGACUACGGAAAACACGAGCGAAGAUGAUGAAGUAGAGGUGGAUAAAGGGAAACGGUCGAGAAGCUCGAAGGAAGCAGUCGUCUAUCUUACAGCAGAUGCAGACGAUGAGCUAGAAGAGCUAAGAGAAAGCGAAACUUACAUUCUCGGAGGAAUCGUCGAUCGCAACAGACAUAAAUUCCUGUGCCAAAAGAAAGCCAAAGAAUCUGGCAUCCGCACCGCUCGGCUUCCAAUAGGGAAAUAUCUUGCAGAGAUGAAGACUCGUAAAGUCCUUACAGUGAAUCAAGUCUUUGAGAUCUUGGUACAUUGGACAGAGAAUAGGGAUUGGAAAGCGGCAAUUUACAGCGUCAUGCCUAAACGAAAAUUUAUUCAACCCUCGAAUUCUGGCGCUACUCAAAUUGACAGCAAAGAGGCUGUUGGACUAGAGGAGGUUGAAGGUGUUGAGGACGAUGAUGAGGGUGCAUCAGAACCUGCCAUAGCAGAGCCGUAA